UUUCCGGUUGUUUUUCAACCAGAAAGAAGGAGGAAAGAUGGCGGAGUGUGACAGAGAUCCACCGUCCGCUCUGUGCGCUGACUUCAUGAACUUUUCCCCCAAAGACACGGCCUCGCGGUGGCUGGCAGCUCCCGACCUGCAGAAGGAGGUCUACAACCACCUGGCCACCUACGUUCCCAGGAUCCUCUGCCAGGGGCCUUGUGGAGGCAGUGGCAGCAGGGAGGAGCAGAGGGAGGAGCUAGCCUGUCAGCUGCUGCUCCUCGCUCCUCUGGAGUGGCUCCUGCUAGGGGACGAGCCAGCGGCCGGCCUGGCGCUCCUGCAGGAGAACAACCAGUCGUCUCCACUGUGUGGGCAUGUGUUCAAGGUGGGAGAGCCCACCUACUCCUGCAGGGAGUGUGCAGCUGACCCCACCUGUGUUCUGUGUAUGCAGUGUUUCCUGGCCAGCGUUCACAAGCACCAUCGAUACAGAAUGACCACAUCAGGAGGUGGAGGUUUCUGUGACUGUGGAGACGCUGAGGCCUGGAAGACGGGUCCAUACUGUCAGAAGCACAUUCCUGCCGACCGGAACAGAGAGGCUGAGGAGGAUCCUGUCUGUCUGCUGCCUCCUGACAUGGUAGCAAGGAGUUACAGCAUCUUCUCCAUCAUCCUGAAGUACGCCGUGGACCUGCUGACCUGGGAUCAGGAAGACCAGCUGCCUGCAGGCCUGGAGCCCCCGGAACGAGAAGACACCUACUACUGCAUGCUGUUCAAUGAUGAAGUCCAUACGUAUGAGCAGGUGAUCUACACGCUGCAAAAAGCUGUCAACUGCAGCCAGAAGGAAGCAGUCAGCUUUGCCACCACCGUCGACAGAGAUGGCAGGAAGUCGGUUCGGUUCGGAGACCAUCAGUUCUGUGAACAGGCCAAGUCCAUCAUUGUGAGGAACACCAGCCGCCAGUCCAAGCCUCUGCGGGUGCAGGUGAUGCACUCAUCUGUGGUGGCUCAUCAGUGUUUCGCUCUGAAGGCUCUCAGCUGGUUGGGACAGAUCAUCCAGUAUUCUGAUGGUCUGAAGAGGAUCCUGUGCCAGGUGGGCCUACAGAAAGGGCCAGAAGGAGAGAACUCCUCGCUUGUUAACCGACUGAUGCUCAACGACUCCAAGAUGUGGAAAGGGGCUCGGAACAUCUACCACCAGCUCCUCAUGAACAGCCUCCUCAUGGACCUCAAGUUCAAGAAGAUCUUUGCCAUCCAGUUUGCCAAGAACUAUGAACGGUUGCAGAACGACUACAUCAGAGAUGACCAUGACCGCGAGUUCUCUAUCACCGACCUGUCGGUGCAGAUGUUCACCGUGCCCUCGCUGGCCCGUAUGCUAAUGGUGGAGGAAAACCUGAUGAUGACAAUCAUCAGAACCUUUGUGGACCACCUUCGUCAUAGAGACCCUCAGGGACGCUUCCAGUUUGACCGCUAUACCGCCCAGCAAGCCUUCAAGUUUGGGAGGGUCCAGAGCCUCAUCGGAGACCUCAACAGGUACGUCCUGAUCAGUCCUCCUCCUGAGUGGUGUGACCAGCUCAGACUUAAGUUUCUGGAUGGCUUUGAUGCAUUUCUGGACCUGCUGAGGUGUAUGCAGGGUAUGGACCCCGUGGUGAGACAAGUGGGCCAGCACAUCGAGAUGGAGCCUGAGUGGGAGGCAGCAUUCACCCUGCAGAUGAAACUGACCCACAUAAUCUCCAUGAUCCAGGAGUGGUGCUGCACUGACGAGCGUGUGCUGAUCGAGGCAUACAAGAAGUGUCUGAGUAUGCUCAAUCAGUGCCAAGAUGGCCUGUCUGACGGCGAGCAGCCUCUCAGCUUGAGCCUGGCAGGUCACUCCGUGGACACGUUCAGGUACCAGGUGUCUCAGGAGAAGGUGUCCAUCCACCUGCCCGUGUGCAGGCUGCUUGCAGGGCUCCACGUUCUUCUCAGCAGGACGGAGGUGGCAUCUCGCUUCCCCGAGCAGCUGCCACUGGGAGAGCUCAGCCCCCACCUCCUGAUAGAGCUCCCCCUGCGCUGCCUCGUGCUCUGUGCACAGGUGCAUGCUGGGAUGUGGAGGAGGAACGGUUUCUCACUUAUAAACCAGAUCUAUUAUUACCACAACGUCAAGUGCAGAGUGGAGAUGUUCGACAAGGACGUCAUCAUGCUGCAGGUGGGGGCCUCCAUGAUGGAUCCAAACCACUUCCUUAUGAUCGUUUUGAACCGAUUUGAGCUCUUCCACAUCUUCAGUUCGGUAGACAUCAGGAAGAGAUACAGAGAGGCCAAUAAGGACGUGGCCCAGCAGAACACCCUGAUAGAAGAGAUGCUGCACCUCAUCAUCAUGGUUGUGGGUGAGCGUUAUGUUCCUGGCAUCGGCCAGGUGGAGCCACUCGAUGAGGUCAGGAGAGAAAUCCUCCACCAGCUCUCCAUCAGACCCAUGGCUCACAGUGAGCUGGUCAAAGCUCUGCCUGAGAACGGCAAUAGGGAGACUGGUCUAGAGAGAGUCAUCGACAGCGUUGCAUCGUUCAAGAAGCCAGGUGUGACGGGGCGGGGCCUGUAUGAGCUGCGUCCUGAGUGGAACAAACACUUCAACCUUUACUUCCAUCACUAUAGCAGAGCAGAUCAGUCCAAGGCUGAGGAGGCUCAGAGGAAGCUGAGGAGACAGAACGCCGAGGACACAGCCCUGCCCCCGCCCCUCCCUCCCCUUCUCUGUCCACUUUUCGGCAGUCUGGUGAACGUGCUGCAGUGUGACGUGCUGCUGGCUGUAGAGGGCGCUGUCCUCCAGUGGGCUGUGGAGCCAAGCGGAGGCGGCUGGACCGAGUCCAUGCUGCAGAGGGUGCUCCACCUGGUGGGUAUGGCUCUGCUGGAGGAGCAGCAGCAGCUGGAGAACAGCAGUGGAGACGAUGACGUUACCUUAAAAUACAGCAGCAAGAUCACACGUCCAGGUGAAGCUCCCAGCACCUCAGGAAGUGUCCUGGCUCUGUUAGAAAGUCUACAGAAUGCUCCUCAUCUGGAGGUCCACAAAGACAUGAUCACCUGGAUUCUCAAGAUGGUUGGAAACAUCAAAAUGAUGCGAGAACGAACAUCAUCCAGCUCCAGCAUCAACAUUAACCAGGAGCCAGGACUAGAGGAGACGGUGAGGGACAAAGACAAGGCAGAGAGGAAGAGGAAAGCUGAGAUGGCCCGUCUCCGCAGGGAGAAGAUCAUGGCCCAAAUGUCUGAGAUGCAGAAACACUUCAUCAAUGAGAACAAAGAGCUGUUUCAGCAGAGCAUGGAGGAGCUGGAGGCUUCCACAUCUGCUGCAGAGCACAGUCCUUCCAGUUCAGAGCUCACCUGUGCCUCUCAGAUAUGUGUUGGUCCAAAGAGGGUGGAUGUGGCUGAUCGCCGUCAGCUGGUUACCUGCAUCCUAUGUCAAGAGGAGCAGGAGGUCAGGGGUCUUGGUAGAGCGAUGGUGCUGGCAGCCUUCACCCAGAGAUCCACCGUUUUAUCAAAAAAUCGCAGCCGCAGCUUUCCUGACCCAGAACAUCACGGCCCUCUGUUCAUGCACCCUGACCUCUCAAUGGGGAUCCAUACGGCUAGUUGUGGACAUAUAAUGCAUGCCACUUGCUGGCAGAGGUACUUUGAAGCGGUCCAGCAGAAAGAGCAGAGACGUCAGCAGCGUCUGAGAGGUCACACCAGCUACGACGUGGAGAACGGAGAGUUUCUGUGUCCGCUGUGCGAGUGUCUGAGCAACACUGUGAUCCCUCUGCUGCCACACACCCCCUCACCUGAUCGCAGUGUGGACCAUCCCUCUCUAGAGGCGUGGCUAAAGAGAACCAGUCAGCAGAUCGCAGUGCUAAACUCCACCCACAGGAAACAGUCACAUGGUGCAGCACAGGAGGUGGAGCCAGUUGUUCCUGACGGAUUCAGAGUUAACUUUAUUCCCCCGACUCCAUUUUCCAGCAGUGUCAUUGAGAUGAUGAACACCUUCAGCAUGUCGGCCUACAAGGUGGGCUUAAAAGUGAACCCAAAUGAGCAGGACCCAAGAGUCCCGGUGUUGAGCUGGUCCACCUGCGCCUACACCAUGCAGAGUAUAGAGCGCCUACUGAUGGAUGAGAAGAAGCCAUUGUUUGGAAGUUUACCUUGCCGUCAGGAUGACUGUCUGAGUUCUCUGACCAGAUUCAGUUCAGCCUGCUGGACUUCAGCUCCUAUAAGAACCGUUCACAGUCAUUUCAUCAGACUGCUUGCAGUUCUGGUUCCGGACUCGCAGGUGGAAGGUACUCCCUGUAUCCUCAACACUGACAUGUUUCACCUGCUGGUAUAUAGUGUGUUAUCCUAUAGCUCACUUCGUAGUCUGGACCAAUCAGGACGAAGCUCUGUGGAUUCAGCCCAUCUUCACCUGCUUCAUGUGGUCACUGUGGCUCACCUGGUUCAGAUCCUGCUCACCUUCACAAUAGAGGAGCUGUCUAUGGAUCAGGAUGGUGAAGAAUCAGAGGAGGAGCAGCUCACCUUUCAGCUUUACAGCACCCUGAGGGAACACCUGGGCAGUGCAUUACCUGAAGUGUCCUCUGGGUGGCAGCUGUGGAGAUAUGUUAAAGUAGGCAUCCUGCCAUUCCUCCGAACCACUGCCCUCUUCUUCCAUUACCUAAACUCUUCAGUGCCCCCUGCUGACCUGCUUGGUACAGGACCUGGUCAAUGGGAGGCGCUUUGCAGCUACCUCAGUUUGCCCUCCAACCUGCUGCUGCUUUACCAGAGCCACCGGCCACUGCUGGAGCCACUUAUUUACAGGUGGUGCUGCCAUCCAGGUGUGGGACAGAUGCUACAGGGGGGUGGAGUCUUGGUACAAUUCCCCAGAGAGUCGAACAGACUGAUCAACCUGCCAGAAGAUUACAGCAUCCUGAUCAACCAGGCAUCCAGUUUCACGUGUCCGCGCUCAGGUGGGGAUAAGUCCCGUGCUCCCACUCUGUGUCUGGUCUGCGGCUGCAUGCUGUGCUCUCAGAGCUACUGCUGUCAGACGGAGGUGGAUGGAGAGGACGUCGGAGCCUGCACCGCCCACACCUUCACCUGUGGAGCGGGCGUCGGCCUCUUCCUCAGGGUCAGAGAGAGUCAGGUGUUGUUUGUUGCAGGUAAAACUAAGGGCUGUUUCUAUCCUCCGCCAUACCUGGACGACUACGGAGAAACGGACCAAGGCCUCAAGCGGGGGAACCCCCUCCACCUCUGUUCGGAGCGUUACAUGAAGAUCGAGCGUCUGUGGCGGCAGCAUGGCAUCGCUGAGGUCAUAGGUCAUGCUCAGGAGGCCAAUCAGACGUUGGUUGCCAUCGACUGGCAGCACCUGUGAUCAUGGACUGGCCCCACCCACGCUCACUGACCUGCAGCCUUGGCACCACCUGCUAAUGAACCUCUCCUUUGAACCAAUCAGCUUGCAGCAGCUGCAUGCUGAGGUCAGGACAGCUUUCAGGGAAUAUUUUUCAGGAUGUUUGACUCCUGACCUUUGACCUCUGACUGUCCCCUCCCCUCAGUCCUCCGAUCAGAGGCAGCAAAACAUCAUCUGUGUUUACAAUUAAGGCCGCUGUACCUGCUACACCUGAGACAUGCUGUGAUUGCUUAGGAGGUGAGGUGACCUUUCAAUCAGAUGUUACAUUUUGAUAGAUUCUGUCUCCAUGGCAACACAGGAGAGGGAGAGUAAUCCGAUUACUCUGCAGGUGUUACUGAGAAGUUCAUUAUGAAAAUGUCUCAAUUAAUGUGCUGCAGAAUUCAGCCAAUCAGCUGUCAGAACUUGGCCGUCCUUAUGUUUAUUGAUCACCUGAGUCAGCUGUUCCUAUAGAAAAGGUUCUGUUAGCCGAUUGGUCAAUUUGAUCAAUAGUGGCUGCUGUCUCCGUGGCAACAGAGUUCAAUCAGCUGUCAUAUCUGAUGUGUGUAUUGAUUAGGAAGUGUUUGUGGGUUUUAGCUCAAUUCUGCUUUAACAUUUUAUUUAAUGAGGUGAUUGUGCGACAUCACUUCCUGUUUGUGUGUUUGAGUUGGAAAACUGGGCCGACAGAACCAGUCUGGGCUCGGCUGACCGCUCCAUCACUUUAACGUCACUUUAACCUGUGAAUUCCUGUACAGAUAAGUUGGUCUUAUAUAAGAAAAAGAACCAAUAAAAUGGACUUUAAAAAACUUUUGAGUUGAUUCA
Molecule: messenger RNA, 6130 nt
Organism: Girardinichthys multiradiatus
Lineage: Eukaryota; Metazoa; Chordata; Actinopteri; Cyprinodontiformes; Goodeidae
Gene: ubr2
Product: ubiquitin protein ligase E3 component n-recognin 2
Exons: 46
Coding region: 38-5296 (1752 amino acids)
Biological process (GO): ubiquitin-dependent protein catabolic process via the N-end rule pathway
Cellular component (GO): cytoplasm; ubiquitin ligase complex
Molecular function (GO): ubiquitin protein ligase activity; zinc ion binding
Source: RefSeq, a predicted model, not a curated record